CUCUCUCUCUCUCUCUCUCUCUCUCUCUCUCUCUCUCUUACUCUCUCUCUCCCUCUCUCCCCCAUUUGCUUCACUGUGGAUUGGACCAGGCGAGGGUCUCCAGAUAUGGUCAAUGUCACUUCACAACGCAUGGAGGAGCUUAAGCACAACUGGAUUUAAACUGUCCCUGUCGGUCGCGGGAGAAACAGAAUAACCAUUGACCUCGCUUUUAUUUAGUAUUCUUUCUUUGAAAAGAGAUAAAGCUCCUAUCGGCCUGAUGUCUUCAGGAGUGGCCCCAGAGAAAUCUGCCUCCAACACCAUGGGCCCCAAAGAGGUGGAGCUGAUCCUGGUGAAGGAGCAGAACGGCGUCCAGUUCACCGCCAGCACCCUGGUGGUGGCGGCCGGGGCGGGGCCGGUGGCGGCCCCGCCCCAGACGGACCCCAGCGGGGGGCCCGUGGAGAGGGAGACCUGGGGCAAGAAGAUCGACUUCCUGCUGUCCGUCAUCGGCUUCGCCGUGGAUCUGGCCAACGUCUGGAGGUUCCCCUACCUGUGCUACAAGAACGGAGGGGGUGCAUUCCUGGUGCCCUACAUGUUCUUCAUGGUGAUAGCGGGGAUGCCUCUCUUCUACAUGGAGCUGGCCCUGGGGCAGUACAACAGAGAGGGGGCCGCUGGGGUCUGGAAGAUCUGCCCCAUAUUCAAAGGCGUGGGCUACACGGUGAUCCUGAUCUCGCUGUACGUGGGCUUCUACUACAACGUGAUCAUCUCCUGGGCCCUGUUCUACCUCUUCUCGUCCUUCACCAGCGAGCUGCCCUGGGUCCACUGCAACAACACCUGGAACAGCCCCAACUGCUCCGACUGGGCACACAACAGCUCCAUCAACGACUCGCAUAAGGCCACGCCCGCGCAGGAGUACUUUGAACGUGGAGUUCUCCACAUCCAGGACAGCGGAGGAAUCGACGACCUGGGAAAGCCUCGCUGGCAGCUGACCUCCUGCCUGGCGGUGGUGAUCGUGCUGCUCUACUUCAGCCUCUGGAAGGGGGUCAAGACCUCUGGCAAGGUGGUGUGGAUCACGGCCACCAUGCCCUACUUGGUGCUCACCGUCCUUCUGAUUCGUGGGGUCACGCUGCCCGGGGCCAUGGACGGCAUUAGGGCCUACCUCUCCGUGGACUUCCUGCGACUCUGCGAUGCCCAGGUCUGGAUCGAGGCGGCGACGCAGAUCUGCUUCUCUCUGGGCGUCGGGUUCGGCGUGCUUAUCGCCUUCUCCAGCUACAACAAGUUCAGCAACAACUGCUACAGAGAUGCCAUCAUCACCAGCUCAAUCAACUCCCUGACCAGCUUCUUCUCCGGCUUCGUGGUGUUCUCCUUCCUGGGCUACAUGUCCCACAAGCACAACGUGCCUCUGGACAAGGUUGCUCGAGAUGGCGCUGGGCUGGUGUUUGUGAUUUACCCAGAGGCCAUUGCAACGUUGCCUGGGUCCUCCGUUUGGGCGGUAAUCUUCUUCAUCAUGCUACUGACCUUGGGCAUAGAUAGUGCUAUGGGAGGUAUGGAGUCUGUGAUCACCGGGCUGAUCGAUGAGUUUAAGUGCCUCCACAAGCACCGGGAGCUCUUCACGCUUUUCAUCGUCGUCUCCACCUUCCUCAUAUCCCUGUUCUGCGUCACCAAUGGAGGCAUGUAUGUGUUCACACUCUUGGACCACUUUGCGGCGGGAACAUCCAUCCUGUUUGGAGUGCUCAUUGAGGCAAUUGGCAUCGCAUGGUUCUACGGCGUGGACCGCUUCAGCGAUGACAUCGAGGAGAUGAUUGGCCACAGACCAGGCUUGUACUGGCGGCUGUGCUGGAAAUUUGUCAGCCCCUGCUUUCUACUGUUCAUGGUCGUGGUGAGCUUCGCCACAUUCAACCCUCCAAGCUAUGGUUCGUACACGUUUCCCACAUGGGCUAACAUGGUGGGCUGGUGCCUUGCCAUCUCUUCCAUGAGCAUGGUUCCCCUCUACGCCAUCUACAAGCUAUGCUCACUUCCUGGGAAGUUCUGCGAUAGAAUAGCUUACGCCAUAACCCCUGAGACAGAACACCACCUGGUGGACAACGGCGAAGUGCGACAGUUCACGCUGCAACAUUGGUUGGCCGUCUGAGGAGCUGAAUCGCACGCAGGAAGAUAGCGAGAAAGAGAGGGGCUGAUGAAACAGAUGUGGAUAGAUGACUGAUGGAUGGAUGGUUGGGUGGAUGAAUGCACGGACGGAUGAAUAGAUUAACAGGUGCAGAGGUGGAUGGAGGGGUGGAUGGACAGACAGACAGAUGGAUGGAUUAAAGAUUAAAUUCAUGGGUUGAUGAGCGGCUGGAUCAAUGUAGGGAAGUGAACGGCAUCAGGAAUGUUGAUGCCGUUCCUUGGAAGGUUUGGAAGUGCAGACAAAACGCUGUUCAAAACUUGUGGUAGUCUUUACUUUCAUCAAUGGAAACUUGAAGCUGUGCGGUGACCCCUUUCACCAGGUAGUUGAAUGUGGUGGGAGGGACUUAGUCGAUUGUAAUUCGGUAUUGAGCUUGACAUCCCAUGUCUAGAAAACCAUCGAGUUCUGGACAUGGAAUGCGACAUUUUCUCUGCCAAUUAUUAAUCUUUAAUUUCUUUCCUUCAUUGUGCUGUAAUGCGGUGAUCGCCCUGCCACUUUGCUUACAUGAAAAAUUAACUUAAAAGUAUUUCAUCCCAACUAAAAUCAUAAAGCAAUCAUGUCAUUAUACUUGAUAUAAUUAAUGGGAAAUGUAGUUACCAGAUGAUGUGAUGAUGUUAUUUACUAAAUCUCAAGGGUUAUUAAUGUUCUUCAGUUCAAAAUGUCGUACGUAACAAUAUAUCUGGUAGUUGCUCCAAAUUUAAACCUGAAAUGUUUUCCAUGUACAUGAAAAUGUCAUUGUGACCCAGACAAUGUUUUUCAUACUUUUCUUAUUCACUUUUGUUUGCCUGGACACCAGAAGGUGUUGGCAUCAUGGCAAUUUCUAGAACGAUUUCAUCAAUAUAAGUUGCAUUUAUUGUUUUAACAACGAUAACAACAAGUAAAAAAUCUAGGGAUACAAAAAAACUAUUUGAAUUACACACUAUUGACAAGAUGACCCUCCAUCCAGUUUCCUAAUGCCUGACUGAGAUGUUUUUUAACACAAAUCUCUAACAUAGUAUUGCUUUUUUGCCAAUCAAACAUGAUAGAUUGCCUUUCAACCGGAAGUAGUUUCCUGUUACCUUCACUCUUGCUAUUAUGUCUAUUGAUCGGCCCGUAACCAGAUUUAUAUAUUAUAAUCCUCAUAAUCAUAGUGAAAUAUGUGUUGUGGAGUUUGAUAUGGUGACUGGUAGCAUACCCAGGAGAUGAGUAGAUGGAUAAUGGGGAGAGUUCUCCAACUCUUACCCUUUUCCACAAUUACACUUUGAUGUUAAAAUACCUUAGUGUUUGUGUUUGUGUGUGUGUGUGUGUGUGUGUGUGUGUGUGUGUGUGUGUGUGUGUGUGUGUGUGUGUGUGUGUGUGUGUGUGUGUGUGUGUGUGUGUGUGUGUGUGUGUGUGUGUGUGUGUUCAUCACUACAUCACUGGUUCAUUCUGCCAAAGACUAAAGUGGGCUCAGAAGCAUUGCGUCCCCGUAUGGGAAAAGAUGUGAUAGAAGAUGGAACAAAUAUAUACAUAUAGAGAUGAAUACAUAUAUUAAUGGAUUUAUUAUCAUUUGUUGUUAAAAUAUCUCCCUGAUUCACACAAGUCCAUCUCUAAAAGACGGGUCCAUUAUAUAUUGACUUAUUUUUUACUGCUACAUACUGUGGCUAGAUCUAUGUGUCUACAUAUACAUGUAGCUGGGGCUUACAUGACUUUAAGACUUUUCCAAAAAAAGCACAAAGCUUUGUGUUUACUGUUUACAGAAACCUAUAAUCAAAAACGUUUAAGACUGUUCCGAAAGCUGCUUUUUAUUACAUUUAAAAUAAACUGUGUGUAAUGUGACUUAUGAGGUAUUAACAAAAAAAGGUAUAUCUGUGUAAGUAAUUGUAAUGCAUAAAGACCUGUAUUGUAUUGUGCACUAUA
Gadus morhua (Atlantic cod) is the source of this 4018-nucleotide messenger RNA. It is a transcript of the gene slc6a3, whose product is annotated as solute carrier family 6 member 3. The coding region runs from base 257 to 2107 and encodes 616 amino acids. Gene Ontology annotation, cellular component: plasma membrane. The record is from RefSeq and is a predicted model, not a curated record. Gene Ontology annotation, biological process: nitrogen compound transport; sodium ion transmembrane transport; amino acid transport. Lineage: Eukaryota; Metazoa; Chordata; Actinopteri; Gadiformes; Gadidae. The transcript is spliced from 16 exons.